Ciona intestinalis (vase tunicate) is the source of this 2444-nucleotide messenger RNA. The record is from RefSeq and is a predicted model, not a curated record. Lineage: Eukaryota; Metazoa; Chordata; Ascidiacea; Phlebobranchia; Cionidae.
CUUCGUUCAGACAAGAAUACAUGUUUGACAUACAGGUCGUCUGGUGCGACAGCAAGUUACUUCUGUAAUGAUUAAGAGUUUUUGUUUUAUAUAGGAAAGGUAGCCGUACAGAAAAUGGAAUCUACUUUUCUAAAUGUGUUUAUUAUUUCAAUAAUAAGCACAACGAGUGCUUUUAACAUAAUUCCGUCCGAAUUAACGAAGUCAGUAACUCUUAACGCGUCAGUGGUCAACUCGACAGGACCAACGUAUUUUGGAACAAGUUUCUUUUUAAAUCCUUCUUCAGGCAAUCACCAGUUAUUGGUCGGUUCGCCUCUUUUGAAUUCUGGUUCACAAACCGAACCCAGCGGAGGACUUUCUUUUUGUGAGUUUAGUUUCACCGAUUCGGUUCCAAGUUGUAAACCAAUCUCACCAAGCACGCCAGCGCUGGUUGCUGGAGAUGCUGUUGGUUUAUCAUUUGCUGCACAGGCAGACGGGAAUAUAACUGCGUGUGCGCCUUUGCGGCCAAGUUACUGUGACGGAGAACUGGAACAUUUAGGUUACUGUUACGCGGGUACUGAGUUUGGAAAAACGUGGAUGUCAAUAUCAAGAAUAGAUCCUUUUGAGUGUCCGAAGGUUGACAUUUUGUUUCUGUUGGACGGUUCGGGAUCUAUUGUUGAAAGUGAUUUCGAAAUAAUGAAAGAAUGGAUUGAAAAUAUAACUCUCUCUUUUGAUAUUUCUAGUAACGGAUCAGUUGCUGUAGGUCUCAUGCAGUUCUCGCACUUUUCUCUAACGAAAACAGAGUUUCAAAUUGGGAUGUUUACAACUAAAGAAGAAAUAAUGGCGGCAAUGAAAAAUGUAACGAUCAAGAAAGGCAAUACUUAUACAGCAGAUGCAUUGCGAAGAUCAAUAGCAGUUUUUCAGAAAUCUUCUCGUUAUAAUGAUACGAAUACAAGGAAAGUUAUCGUGCUGCUGACAGACGGAGAAGCUACGGAUACCGCAAGUUUGAGUAGCACUGCAGAUCUUGUUCGUAGCCAAGGUAUCACCAUCACAGCCGUUUUAAUCACAGAAAAGGUUCUUCCAUCUGAAAGAUCGGCUGCAGUUGCUCAAAUGCAGCUCAUAGUGAACGGGGUAGCAGGAAAUCCUAGCGGCGUAUUUGUUGUUGGAACCACAGCAAAUUUGGAUUCAGUUAUUCGAGCAAUCACGCAGAGAAUUCAAUCGACUUUGGAAGGUGGUUCGGGCAAUGCACAAUCAAAUUCCGGCGUUAGAUAUUCUGAAACUGGAUUUUCGGCUGUAAAUUCACAAAAAACGAUGGAACUCCUUGCUACGUGCUGCUACGGACUGAUGAAUUCCUGUUACAUAUAACAUUCCAAUAUGUUGCUGGAUAAAACAAAAACGUUUCUUUACAAGACUACAAAUAUUUCUUCAGCCAUAUGUAUAUUGAUAUGUCAAGCUUUGGUAUCAGCAACCUGCAGACCAAAGUGUUUAUUAACAGAUUAUCAGGUGAAAACUGACAGAACGCCGGUCCAAAAAAACCCAAAAUAUUUACACUUUUAAACCUAGACUCCGAUGGAUUAAACUGCUUGAUUGUGAAUUAUCAUAAAUUAUCGGAAGUUAUAGAAAUCAAGCCCGGCUUAUAUACAAUAUUUUCGUAUGGAAUAAAAAUAAAGUGGGGUUUACUGGUAAGCUGGUACGAGGUGUAUAAAAACACGUGUUAUACCGGCUGCCCUAAAAUAAAGCAAGUUUCAUCCAUCCAUCUUUCCAUUCAUUUCUUCAUGAACUUCAAACGUGUACAUUGGGUGUACGUGCGGCAGCAAAUGUAUACAAGUAUUAUGAAACAACGAACCACUUUAUUCUGCAUUGGCAAGGCAAAUAAUUGCAGACAAACAACAAUAACUAAUAUUACCGAGAACUGAUGGUUUGUCGAUCAAGUCAUGCGUCGCACGCUAUCUUAACUAAACAUAUUUUUAAUUAUUUGGUUCCAUCUAGGGUUAAGUUAAUUAUUAUUAAAUGUUAUUUCGAAUGGGUUGCUUAGGUUACAAAACGCGUUAAUGAGUUGUAUAAAUGUAUAUCUUCCGCUGCACCAGCUAUACUGGCCACUUUAAAUUGUCAACUCUGCUUGAAAAGUAGCGGCUUAAAAGUUAAGGCUUUUUGCCAUGUAGCGCAGAUCAAAGUAGAGUUAACAAGUUACAUGCAGUUAAAUUAACAACGCUCUUGUGGAGCCGUGGUCACACUAUACCAAAUGUGGUCAUUUACUAUACCAAAUGGGACUAAAAUAGAUCGAUUACAAAAUGUCUUAUCCUACUUCACCCUAUACUGUAUAUUUUCCGUGUUUUUACCCUUGCUAUAUUAUUUAAGCAGUAGUGUGAUAUGGUUAGACGCAGAUUAGGUAACAAAUUAUAUACUAUAGAAAAAAAACAAAUGUCGCGAACAAGGCUUUUUUCUUCCGAUUAAAUGUAAAUAUGUUU